AAAGUAUGGAUGUUUAAUAUUUGAUGCAACUUGUAACAAUAGAAUCUUACUAUUUGAAGAAUUGUAGAGUUUUAGUUUUACAUCAACCCUUUACUUAGUGCAGGAGAUCCCUACUUCACAAAUUCUGACUAUUGGUCAUUAAGCCUCUGCUUAAAUAUCUCUAAUGAUAGAGAAGUCAUAAUCUUCUGUGAGGCAGUCAGUUCAUUGUAGGGAGGAGCUGUAGUAAGGAAAUGCUUUUUAUGAAACAAAAUUUACCACAUCCUGACCUCAUGAUUUGAUUUAGUAUUGGAGUGAGACAAAUAGACACUAGGUCUAUAAAAUGAGGUAGUUGUCUCCACGGCUAGGAUACCUUUCCAGUCAAACUUUGUUGAAUUCGUUCUUUGAUUUUCUGACCCAUAUUUACAUAGCAGAUGGAUGUUCAAGUAACAUUGAUUAUUUAUUAUUUGGACAUUUGUGGAAUUUUGUGCCCAGUUCUCUCUCUGUCUCCCCUAUCACCAUGGCUACAGUUAACAGUAAAUGCUGUUGACUUUUAAAAAUCUGUUGUUAAACAGAUUCCCCAAAUUUGCUAAGCAAAUCUUUAUCCUGUAUUUAUGCAGUUUAUUUUAUUUGAGCCUAAACGAAGGCCUUUAUAUUAAUUGUCCCUGUUAAAUCUCAUCUUGCCAUUGAGGCAGCCUGUUCUUAGUGUGUUUUUCUUGGAUAUCAGUUAACUUUAUAUCAACUAAUUCCAUGGAGCUCAGGAGACUAGAAAAUGGAAGUAUUGUAAAAAACAAAAAAAAAAAAACCAAGUGAUUGAGAAUUUAGGCGUGCCCCUAGUCCUCCAGGUUGGAGUUGUAUGUUGAAUUAGAAAUGUUUCUUAAGUCCUUGGACUUUCUGGAAACAUUUCUGGGUAAAUCAUAUUUUUGUUUUAAAGCCCUAAAUUUGAGAGUGGAAUGUUAUCCGGACUAGACUAGAGAAUUCACUUUCAUGCUGUAUGGUGCUUGGUGUUUUGACAAGCUCACUUUGACAUUACAGCUGCCAGGUAACCCUAAGGGGUGGAGUUGAGAAGAACCACUGAGUACUUGGAAGAAUAAAACCCUGUUGGUGGUCAGGGUUUUAGCCUUGUUUACAGAGAUUGGCAGCAUAUUUACAAAAGAAGAGAACCUAGUAUGCUUUCCCCAGAGCUGGAGCAGGGAGAAGAGAAGAGAAGACCAGACUCCUUGAGAGAGGGUGUGGCACUGGGCCUAGAGGGAAGACCGGAGGCAGAACUGGAGUGGGACUCGGACAAGAUUGUAGCAGGGUUGCCAGCAGUACCUAAAAGGGUUUGUAUGUAUUCUAACUUUUGCCUUCAUCCUUGCCAACAGUGGUAUGAUCUUCAGGUUUUAACAGUAGCUAAGCAGACUGAAUAAAAGGCAUCGUUCAUGUCCUUUACCUGUCUUUUGGUGCAUAUUUGUAAUAUUUGGGAAUACUCUCACUAGGUAGCAACACAUAAUUUUGCUAUAAUGGGAAGGGUAAGGGAAAGUAAGGGUCAUCACCCGCAAAGUCAGAGUGGUGAAAAGAUUGGAAUUCAGUCUCUGAGAGGGAAAUCUUCAUCCUCCUGUUGCUUUUUUACUGCUGAGCUGUCUCAGCAAUGAAGGAACCUGAGUCCUUCUGGGGCCCUUUGAUUACAUCUCCCACUAUUAGAGGAAUAGUGUUGUAUUUUGCUUUUGAAUGCAUUGACUUUGCAGUAAAAGGCAAGCCAAGCAGAGUGUUUCUUGGAAGGCAGUUAAAAUAUGAGUUUGGAGCACAAGGCCAAGAAGUGUAGAGAUGUAGAUCUGAGAGGUAGCAGAGGGCUGACUGUGGACAUGGAAGAGUGGUGUCAUGUAAACCAAUAAAGAACAAUGUGUCAGUGUGUCUCAUAUCCUGAAGAAUUUUAGAAAAGAACAUUGAAUUUCACCAGAAAGGCAUCACUAGUGAAUUUCAACAGAUGUUUCAGUCAAGUACUUGAUAGAGGGAAAGAAGGAUCGUGAGACCAAACAACAAGGGUUGAAAAAGGAGGGAGUAUUGAAGUAUAUGCAUAAAGUGGGGAGUAAGUUAUUGGCCUGAGAAGACAAGGUUUCUGGUGCCAGUUUUUAUUUAAUCAGCAAAGGUCAUAGACCUGUCUGUUCUGUGUACUUUUCGCAGGCUGUCUGCUUUUCCACUUGUUUAGCAGGGUACCUGGGUUUGUGAAUCAGCCCUGGGUGGCCCUAGCUGACUAUCUAGCAGUGAAGGGAGGUAGAAGGAAUAGGGUUUUGAUGUGUGACCUCCAGACACACUCAAAUGAAGCAAUGAUGGAAAUUUCUUUUAUAGUUGGGACCAAGUGCUAGAAUCUCAACUUGGGAUUUAUCACCAUCAGUGAAGUUGGUAACCCCAGGAGUCCCGCUGUCUCUCUUUACUGUUGUCACUUUCUUUGACAGCUAGAUGUUUGGUUUCUGACAGUCCUUCACAUCACACCAACAUCUUCUAAUUUUGAAAAUUCUGUGAUUUAUUUUGCAGUCUUUGGAAAUUUCUAUUGCUAGUAAUUGUAUUUCCUGGCAUGGGAUUGACAAUUUUCUGUGAACGCAGUGGCUUUUCAUUGCAGUGCUGAAUCGUAGUGAAAUCUGCCUGAAGACCUUAAUGGGGAAUAAGGUUAAGCUAAAUUUUAUUUGCAGGAGAGAUACCAAUGCAAAUAAUUAAAGUGAUAAUUAAAUCAGUAAUUCCUUCUAUACAUAGCCAAGUUUGUACAUGGUUCGGUUGCAGGAGCAAUAUCGUGUCUUACCUUUCUGUCCAGAGGCUGAAGUUUUCUUUUCACCUUGAUUGUAAUGCAGAUGCAGAUUUCAGAAGUGAGAGUGUGGGAAAAUGUGCAUCAUAGAAUGGAGGAAGCUGUAGCUGCUGGUAGAUAUUGGGGCCUGGAAGCAAAAGGUGACCAAGCAUUACAGUGUUUCUGCCACCUUUGUACAAAAGACAAUUUUACUUGUGUGACAGAUGGGCUCUGCUUUGUCUCUGUCACAGAGACCACAGACAAAGUUAUACACAACAGCAUGUGUAUAGCUGAAAUUGACCUAAUUCCCCGAGACAGGCCGUUUGUGUGUGCACCGUCUUCAAAAACCGGCUCUGUCACUACAACGUAUUGCUGCAAUCAGGACCACUGCAAUAAAAUAGAACUCCCGACUGUUGGAAAGCCAUCAUCUGGCCUUGGUCCCGUCGAAUUGGCAGCUGUCAUUGCUGGACCAGUCUGCUUCGUCUGCAUCUCACUCAUGUUAAUGGUUUAUAUCUGCCAUAAUCGUACUGUCAUUCACCAUCGAGUGCCAAACGAAGAGGAUCCUUCCUUAGAUCGUCCUUUUAUUUCAGAGGGCACUACGUUGAAAGAUUUAAUUUAUGAUAUGACAACAUCGGGUUCUGGAUCAGGUUUACCAUUGCUCGUUCAGAGAACAAUUGCAAGAACUAUUGUGUUACAAGAAAGUAUUGGCAAAGGUCGAUUUGGAGAAGUUUGGCGGGGAAAAUGGCGAGGAGAAGAAGUUGCUGUCAAAAUAUUCUCCUCUAGAGAAGAACGCUCAUGGUUCCGUGAGGCCGAGAUUUAUCAGACCGUAAUGUUACGCCAUGAAAACAUCUUGGGAUUUAUAGCGGCAGACAAUAAAGACAACGGUACAUGGACUCAGCUCUGGUUGGUGUCAGAUUAUCAUGAGCAUGGAUCCCUUUUUGAUUAUUUGAACAGAUACACAGUGACCGUGGAAGGAAUGAUAAAACUCGCUUUGUCCACAGCAAGUGGACUUGCCCAUCUUCACAUGGAGAUUGUUGGUACCCAAGGGAAACCAGCCAUUGCUCAUAGAGAUUUGAAGUCCAAGAAUAUCUUAGUAAAGAAGAAUGGAACUUGCUGCAUUGCAGACUUAGGACUGGCAGUAAGACACGAUUCAGCCACAGAUACGAUUGAUAUUGCUCCAAACCACAGAGUGGGAACAAAAAGGUACAUGGCCCCCGAAGUUCUAGAUGAUUCCAUAAACAUGAAACACUUUGAAUCCUUCAAACGUGCUGACAUCUAUGCAAUGGGCUUAGUAUUCUGGGAAAUAGCUCGACGAUGUUCCAUUGGUGGAAUUCAUGAAGAUUACCAGCUGCCUUAUUAUGAUCUUGUACCUUCUGAUCCAUCAGUUGAAGAAAUGAGGAAAGUUGUUUGUGAACAGAAGUUAAGGCCAAAUAUUCCAAACAGAUGGCAGAGUUGUGAAGCCUUGAGAGUAAUGGCUAAAAUUAUGAGAGAAUGUUGGUAUGCCAACGGAGCUGCUAGACUUACAGCUUUGAGGAUUAAGAAAACAUUGUCACAACUCAGUCAACAGGAAGGCAUCAAAAUGUAGUUCUGCGGCUUCGCCUGAACUCUGCUUUUCUUCAGAUCUGCUCCUGGGUUUUAAUUUGGGAGGUCAGCUGUUCUACCUCACUGAGAGGGAAUAGAAGGAUAUUGCUUCCUUUUGCAACAGUGUAAUAAGGUCAAUGAGAAACUCCCCAGGAUUUCUUUGGACCCAGGAAACAGCCAUGUGGGUCCUUUCUCUGCACUAUGAACACUUCUUUCCCAGGACAGUUACAAAGUGUUGUGUAGUCUACCUUUAUUUUUUAUUAACACAAAACUUGGUUGUUGUUUUGUUUUUUUAAAGAUGAUUGCUGAUCUUAACUUUAGGUUAACUCUGCUGUGCUGAAGAUCAUCUUUAAGGGUAAAGGAGCUGGAUUGUUGAGUUACACGAAACAUUUCUUAUUUUUCAAGAAAGUGAUUUUAUUCCUGGUUAGUACAUUCUCAGAGGAUUCUGAACCACUAAAGAGUUUCUUGAUUCAGACUUUGAAUGUACUGGUCUAUAAUUUUCAGGAUCUUAAAACUAACACUUAUAAAACUCUUAUCUUGAGUCUAAAAAUGACCUCAUAUAGUAGUGAGGAACAUAAUUUAUGCAAUUGUAUUUUGUAUACUAUUACUGUUCUUUCACAUAUUCAGAACAUUACAUGCCUUCAAAAUGGGAUUGUACUAUACCAGUAAGUGCCGCUUCUGUGUCUUUCUAAUGGAGAUGAAUAGAAUUGCUUAAAGUCUGUGUGUCUUAAAACCUGUAGUAUUUCAAUUCAAGAAGUUUAUUUAUCUGGGUAGCCCAGACUUUCUCUGUCUAGUUUUUUGGAGGAAUUUUUGUAGUAUGUCAUUUGGUAGUCCAUUUUGAAAAUGCCUUUCUCCUACCAAAAUGUGCUUAAACCACUAAAGAAAUGAAGUGGCAUUAAUUGGUAAAUGUUAUCAUGGUCAUAUUUGAAUAUUCUCACUUCAAGCUUUUGCAUUUAAAUUGUGUUGUCUAAGUAUACCUUAAGUCAAGUGGCACUCUAGAUGCUUAUAGUACUUUAAUAAUUUAAAACUUGUAGCCUACAGACUAAUUUUUCUAAAAGGGAAAAUUUGUCUAGCUGCUUGUGAAAAGUUGUGUGGCAUUCUGUAAGCCAUUUUUUUCUUUAUCUGAUCAAAGACAGUGUUAUUUUUUUAAGAAAUGAAUUACAUUUAAAAUUAGGAUAUGGUUGAUGUUAAAUAAUAGGUUUUUUUCUAGGAAGGUAAAGGUAAUUAAUAAUUUGAAUAGCUAACAGGUGUGCAGGAGAGUCACAUUCGUUAUGUCGGAGUCAGUGUUCAGUGGGCUUUCUGUCUUUGUAACUAAGGUCAGAGUUUGUGUGGUUCUGGAGUCUCACUACCCUUUGAAGAAGGCAGCUUCUAAUUCAGUCUUUCCCUUCGUGUGCGCAUACUGUGCACAAGUGCUUAAUCUCCAUGGUUAUGUAACGAGUUCAGUACACCCUUGAUAUUUGGGAGUGGUAGCUAAAGAAUAUCCUGAGUAUAGGUUCUCCAUUUACAGAUGUUUUUAGUCAAAUUAAAUGUUUCAAGCAAACUCGUCAUGGUCUUCACAUUAACUUGAAACUAACUUACAAUAACUGGUUUUUACUUCCAGUGCUAAAAGUCCUUUAGGGCUUUUAUAAUUUUCAGAGUUCUCUUUAUCACUGUGAUCUUAUUCUGACGGGAGAGAAAAAACUAUCAUAGCAAUGAGGCAAGACAUUGACUUUAUACUGCUAUCAGUUUCUAAAUGAAAGGGUCAGAAUAACCUUUACAGUAUUUUGGUCAGUAAGAGAUAGUGGCCAUUUACACUGACUGGGCUGCAUUCUGAUAAUGUCUUAUCUCUUAUACAUAGAAUAAAUUUGAAAGACUAUUUGGUCUUAAAGCCAAAGUAAUUUUAGAAUGAAUGACAUAUACAUAGGAAUUUAGUGUCAAUUUCAUGUGUUUAAAAACAUCAUGGGGAAAAUGUGCUUAGAGAUUAAUAUUUUGACUCCAAAUCUGAGUUUUUUCUGUAGUUACCAUGAUUUUAAUUUUGUCAAAGCAAAUGAAUGAGUUUGAGGGGUUUGUUUUUAUAAAUAUGUUAGAUUUCCUGUUUAAUAAUCUCUAGCUCUGUGAUUAUAAGUACCUAUUUUUUUUUUUUUUUUUGGGCCAUUUCUAAGCCUACCAGAUCUGCUUUAUGAAAUCCAGGGGACCAAUGCUAAAACUAUUUUUAUAUAAUUUUAAGAACAUACCAAAAGUUCUUGUCUGAUUUGAAAUUGUGAUACAUAAUUUCUCACUUUCCUAUAAGGUAAAGUAAUCAACUUUUACUGAAGAUAUUCUUUAUUGAAUCAAAGAUUGAGUUGCAGUUAUACUCUUCUUGCCUAAGUGAAUAAAAUGUACUUUUGGGGAGUCAGGGAAUUUUUUUUUUAAGUUGGAGUUUAGUUCUAAAUUGGGUUUACUAUUGCAGCAAAUUCCUUUUUUGGCUAAUGAGUUUGAUAAACCCCAUUUGGCUAAUAUUGGAAACGGAAGUCACUUAAAAGAUGAAAUAGAUCCUGAUUGCUACGGCCAUAACUGCAGAUAAGUUUGACUAGAGUGUUAAUUUUGUCACUCAGAAACACAAGCGUUUGUUUAUGCUGCCUGUCUUCAGACGUUCACCUUCCAAGAUUAAACUUGGCUUAAAAUGUACCUUCAGACCAGUUACCUGUCCACGUCCAUUUUGUCAGUACCCUGGAGGACUGGGGAUGAGGGAGGUACGACCCGGUGGGGCACAGGUGUCCCCGGUCCUUCCUUUAUAACUUCAGCUUAGUUUUCUCAACCGGCCUUCCUGCUGGUCCCUGCUCAGAGACCAUUGCCUUGCCGCCACCAUGCCCUGCCCAUAUCCCCUCAGCAGCCUUUUGACUGAAUAGCUGCUUUUGGUAUCUAAAUGAUUGAUGGAAACGUAGGACGUGCUUCCAUUUCUUCGAGUCAUGGGGUGUUCCUGGGAGGGCUCUCCCAAGUUGGGAGAUUGGGUGGGUGAUGGCCCUGCUGGCUGCCUUGUUGUGACUUCAGUUAUGGCCAGGGAGUGGGAAGGCAGCAAGGUGGCAGUAUGGCAAUAGGAGUUGUGCCAGAAGCAGUGGCCGAUCCUACCCACUGUAGGACAGGGUAAGGUCUGAAGAAGGGAGCCUGUGAUUCUGCUGUAAUGAUAUUGCUCAAGAAGUGCCUCGAGUCAGUGCACAGUGCCAUGGCCAUCAAGAUUUCCAAAUUUCAGUUCUCCUUAUGACAUUUAGUGAUCAGCUCAUGCGUGAGCUACCUUCUGUUCCCCCUCUACAUCGCGAACUGUCCCACUUAGACUGUUUUGUGAAACAAGAUGGCCUAUUGCCAAUUAAAAUGCAGAACAAAAUCAGUAUCCCAGUAGACCUGUCAUAUCAAGAGGUUAUUUUUAUCCUUGCACUGAAAGAGUGAUUAUAAGUCAACUGUUUCUUUUUGUUUCUUGACUGUGACAGUGUUCUGGCUCCAAAUGAUGGAAUUUCCAAACAGUGGUUCUGUUACAGCUUGGCAGGAAAUGCCAAUUCAGAUAUUUUUGAGAUCCUAAAGAAUAGCUCUGGACAUGUAAUCUGUAGCUUCUUGAGUGUGAUUAAGAACGCUGAAAUACCCACGGGCCCCUUCCGGCAGUGCUGGUAUUCUAAGUCAUUCUGAGGAUUGUCAGUACAUUCAAGCUUUUCCACACCAUUAUGCAAUCUUACUUGUAAUUGUAAACUUCUAAGAAUGUGGUUAAUAAUAUUCAACCUGUUUCUUAAAACUUAAAAAGAACUUAAGUGAAUUUGUUUUUAUUUUUUAACAAGAUUUAUGAAUUGAAUAUCGUGAACCGUGUUUUGAUAUCCCUUUUUCACCUUGUGCCAAUGGAAUGGGGUGUUUGAUAUUUCUUUCUAUGUCAAGGAGAUGCUUCAAAAUGUCAAUUGCUUUAAACUUAAAUUACCUCUCAAGAGACCAAGGUACAUUUACCUCAUUGUAUAUAUAAUGUUUAAUAUUUGUCAGAGCAUUCUCCAGGUUUGCAGUUUUAUUUCUAUAAAGUAUGAGUGUUAUGUUGCUAAAUUACUCAAAUGGUACUGUAUUGUUUAUAUUUGUACCCCAAAUAACAUCUUCUAUACUCUCUGUUUUCUGUAUUUUAUUGUAUUCGUGCAAAAUUCUUUUGGCUUUUACCGGUGUAACCUCUGCCCUUUCAGAUGUGUACAGAAAAUGUCCAUGUAAAUUUUCAUUUAAGUUGAAUGAUUUUGAGAAACCUAUAAAGAGGAAAGAAAAACAAAGACGACAGUUCCCCAGAAGUUUUUAAAAAUUGUAUAUUGUAUUUGUAGUAAUAUUCUGAAUGAGCUGUAAAUAGGAAGUAGAAGAGCGAUGCUUAUGUCGGGUCCUAACACUACAGUAGAGAAGUGGAAGCAAUGCAAAUAAAUGACUUUUUUUUCCC
Molecule: messenger RNA, 8717 nt
Organism: Neofelis nebulosa (Clouded leopard)
Lineage: Eukaryota; Metazoa; Chordata; Mammalia; Carnivora; Felidae
Gene: TGFBR1
Product: transforming growth factor beta receptor 1
Exons: 9
Coding region: 2796-4319 (507 amino acids)
Biological process (GO): nervous system development; heart development; activin receptor signaling pathway
Cellular component (GO): activin receptor complex; plasma membrane
Molecular function (GO): SMAD binding; activin receptor activity, type I; activin binding
Source: RefSeq, a predicted model, not a curated record